AUGUUGGCUAAAUCAUCACUCUUCCUUCUUAUGAUCGGUAUGUUGCUGUUUGCCAGUCCUGUUGCUGGUCAAAUCACCACUGGUCUGAUCGGGGGUCGUUACUACACGAUUGUUCCUUCACAUAUAGUAGCUGGGUUUUAUGCAAUUGAUUCAAGUGGCAAUGUUAUCUAUUGCACAUACUCAAAUGGCUGUUUCAAACUGUCGAAUCUCUCACUAAUCUCGGCAUUGUUACCAUCACAAUGCAACCAAUACCAUUUGUGCACAUGA
This is a messenger RNA of Adineta ricciae, 267 nucleotides long. NCBI's taxonomy places the organism in Eukaryota, Metazoa, Rotifera, Eurotatoria, Adinetida, Adinetidae. The record is from the annotation of a GenBank genome assembly.